Molecule: messenger RNA, 321 nt
Organism: Microthlaspi erraticum
Lineage: Eukaryota; Viridiplantae; Streptophyta; Magnoliopsida; Brassicales; Brassicaceae
Source: the annotation of a GenBank genome assembly
AUGAACCGACCAUUGUUCAUGCGUAUAGUUAACAAGCUAUCCGACUUACCCUUCUUUCAGCACAUACCGGAUGGUACUGGAAAGCCCGGUCUACCGGCUUACAAAAAUGCACGCCGCCAUUCGUAUGCUGCAUAUGGCAAUGCAGCUGAUGCAGUCGAUGAAUACCUCAGACUAGGAGCGAGCACUGCGCAAAAUGCUUGCAUAAAUUUACCAACGCAAUCAUCGGUUUUUAUGAGGAGGACUAUCUCAGAAGGCCUACACCAGCAGAUCUUAAACGAUUACUCAAGGUCGGAGAGACGCGUGGAUUUCCUGGCUCAAUAG